AUGGAGGAGAACAGCAUCUACCCAGUGCCCCUCGACGAGAAACAGGAUACCUCGUCCUCCGUCGAGAAGGGCAGCGCCCAAGAGUAUGUCGUCCAGGAUGACCCCCGCCUCCAUUUCUCGGAGGUCGACCUCGACAAGGUCCAGCGUCGCCUCAAGCAGCGCCAUGUACAGAUGAUUGCUAUUGCCGGUACGCUAGGUACUGGUCUCUUCCUUGGGUCCGGCCACGCCCUCCAAGGUGCAGGCCCUCUCGGUGCCCUCAUUGCCUACGGCCUUGUUGGAACCGUCGGCUAUGCUACUCUUUGCAGUUUGGGAGAAAUGACGGCGUUCGCGCCCAUUUCCGGUACCUUCCCCCAUUAUGCUACGCGUUGGGCAGACCCCGCACUAGGUUUUGCACUAGGGUGGAAUUAUUUCUACACCAGUGCCAUCUCAACACCUGUUGAAAUCACGGCAGCGGGCAUCUUGAUCACAUUCUGGGACCCUGAUCUUGGACAUCAAGCGGCAUACACCGCCGCCAUCACCGUCUGUGUCUGUGCAAUCAACAUCUUUGGUGUCCGGUGGUUUGGUGAAGCUGAAUUCUUCUUCUCCAUCAUCAAAAUCUGUCUGAUCACCCUGCUCAUUAUUGCGGGCCUGGUCAUUGAUCUCGGUGGUGGCCCGAAUCAUGAACGCAUUGGUUUCCGCUACUGGAAGAACCCCGGCGCAGUUGCUGGCGCGGGUCUGGAGCCCAAGCACCCUGGUUUGGACAGAUUCCUGGGCAUCCUGUCCGUCAUCGUCCAAGCCGCAUUCUCGUACCAGGGUAUGGAGCUUGUCGCUAUCGCUGCGUCCGAGACAGAAAGCCCACGACGAAAUAUCGCCAAGGCCGUCCGUCGUGUCUUCUGGCGUAUCCUGGUUUUCUACAUGCUCGGCAUUCUCAUUACGGGCAUGCUUGUGCCGUACAACGACCCCAACCUGCUCUCGGAAUCCGGAACCGCCGCUGAGUCACCGUACGUGAUUGCCAUGGAGCGCGCGGGCAUCAGUGUGCUCCCGCACAUUAUCAACGCGUGUGUGUUCACGAGCGCGUUUUCUGCGGGCAACUCGUUCCUGUUCUCGGCCUCGCGUAUCCUGUACGGUCUCGCGCUGCGCGGGCAGGCGCCACGCUUCUUGACGUACUGCACGAAGAAGGGGCUGCCGAUCGCUGCAGUGCUCGUCAGCGCGUGCUUCGCGUGGCUGUCGUUCAUGAACGUCUCGAGCGGUGCGGAGACGGUGUUCACGUGGCUCGUGAACUUGUCGACAACGGGCGGGUUUUUCUCGUGGGGCGCUAUGAAUGUGACGUAUUUGCGUUUCUAUGCGGGCUUGAAGGCUCAGGGCUUUGACCGCCGGACGUUCUCGUACUGGAAUCGCCUGCAGCCCUUCCUUGCGUGGUGGGCGAUUUUCUGGCUGACGAUCUUUAUCCUCAUCAAUGGCUUCGCUGUGUUCUGGGCCUUCAACGCGUCGGACUUCCUCACGGACUAUAUCAACGUCCCAAUUUUCCUUGGGUUGUACGUAUUCUGGAAGCUCUUCAAGCGCACCAAGGCGUGGCGCGUAGACGAGAUGGACUUCGUCACGGCCAUCCCAUCUAUCGAGGAGACAGAAAUACCCGAGGUCCCGGCAACGACGAUCUGGGGCAAGAUUGCGGCAGUCAUCUUCUGA
Postia placenta MAD-698-R-SB12 is the source of this 1665-nucleotide messenger RNA. RefSeq lists its product as hypothetical. NCBI's taxonomy places the organism in Eukaryota, Fungi, Basidiomycota, Agaricomycetes, Polyporales, Adustoporiaceae. Gene Ontology annotation, molecular function: amino acid transmembrane transporter activity. The transcript is spliced from 11 exons. Gene Ontology annotation, cellular component: membrane. Gene Ontology annotation, biological process: amino acid transmembrane transport. The coding region runs from base 1 to 1665 and encodes 554 amino acids. The record is from RefSeq and is a predicted model, not a curated record.